Malania oleifera is the source of this 1592-nucleotide messenger RNA. RefSeq names its product transcription factor MYB1-like. NCBI's taxonomy places the organism in Eukaryota, Viridiplantae, Streptophyta, Magnoliopsida, Santalales, Ximeniaceae. Bases 446 to 1336 code for a protein of 296 amino acids. The transcript is spliced from 2 exons. The record is from RefSeq and is a predicted model, not a curated record.
AGCUUUGGCUAGUUAAAGGAGGACAAACAAAAACAGAACAGCAAAAAGCACAGAAGGGAAAAGCAGGAAGGAAAAUACCUGAGGGGGGAUGUGCCUGGUCUUUCAUGACUUCCUUCUGUACCUGUUCAUAUAGUAUGUUAGCAAAGUUACCCAACGUGAUCAUAAAUUAAAAAUACAUGAAUGCAAAGAAGAUAUAUGGUGAGAGAGAGAGAGAGAGAGAGUUUAACUGAGCAGCAGCAUCCAUACCUUAUUCUCCAACCAUCAUGUGUUCCACAUUUGCCCACUCAAAAAUAAUAGGUUUGUAUUUUCUAGAAUAUUCACUCUACAUGGUUUCCAGCACAAUGGGUUAAAAGGAGAAGAUUGUGGCCUCUUGCAUGUGCUCUCCCAGCUGACCCCUCUGUGUGUGCGUAUGUGUGUGUUUUGAGAGAGAGAGAGAGAGAGGGGAAUGGGGCGAGCCCCUUGUUGUCCAAAGGUGGGUUUGCAUAGAGGCCCAUGGACUGCAAGAGAAGACUCGUUGCUCGUCAAGUACAUUCAAGAGCAUGGAGAAGGCCAUUGGAGAAAUCUGCCUAAGAAAGCAGGGUUGCUCCGAUGCGGGAAGAGCUGCAGGCUCCGAUGGAUGAACUACCUUCGCCCCGACAUCAAGAGAGGGAACAUCACACCAGACGAGGACGACCUCAUCAUACGCCUUCACUCCCUACUCGGCAACCGGUGGUCGCUCAUUGCUGGGCGACUCCCCGGCCGCACUGACAACGAGAUCAAGAACUACUGGAACUCUCAUCUCAGCAAAAGAUUCAAGCCUGCAAUGAGAAGCACCCCCAAAACCACUGCAAAUGCUAGGAAAGAUGCAACCAAACAAGCUCGCCAAGGGUUAAAAACAAAGAAGAAAGACGAGAAGAAGGGGGGUGGUGGUGAUGGUGACAAGAAGCUCGAUCAGCCUAAAGUUUAUCUUCCAAAGCCGGUAAGGGUUUCCCCAUUAAUCUCCAUUAAAAGGAACAACAGUUUUGACAGUGUGGUUAGCAGUUCAUCAUAUAGUCAAAUAUUAGGAGGAGCUACUAUUAACAACUCUAGAGAAUUGGAUGAGACAGAAAUAGAAGCCUGGUUUGAUCUUAAUGAUGGAGGAGAUGGUGGAGUAGGGGUGGGGGUGUUCUGUGAUCAUGAUCAUGAGGGAGGAGAUUUUAACGGAUUUGAUCCUUCAUGCCCAUGCAGUGGACCCACAAAUGAUAGCUACAAUAAUGUUAUGCUGCAGAAGCUAUAUGAAGAGUGCCUAGAGGUGCUUAAUGCAGAUGAUAAUCACCACGUCCAAUUAGACUCCUUCAUCGAGUCCCUGUUCAUCUGAGGCUGAUGAUCAAUCAUGCGUAAAUGACAAUAUCAGAAAUUAGUUGAACAAUGAAUUGAAUAAUUGACCAAGCAUGAUAAGAGUCAACUUGAUCAGUGGUGGUGGAGGUGCUAUGGUUUGGUUUGAAUGGGCUUUCACGUGCUCACCUUCCGCCUCCUCCCUACCCUACACGUUCUUGUAUCAUAUCAUGUGUGGGGCACAGGAUCUGCACGUGAAAAAUCAAUUCCAUGUUUCUUUUGGAUUGCUGUUUCCUACA